AUGAAAUGGGUUGCUGGCGCCAUGAAAGUGGAACCGCAGACGAGAUCAGACGUUGCAGCACCCACCAUGAAGGAGGGCGGCACGGCAAAGCGGAUGUCCUCACAGGACUAUGCGACGACGACUCCAGCAACGGAACAGUAUCCAACGGACGUAAGCGUGCAGAAGAAGAAGAAGAAGGGGCUUGGAUUCCUGCGCCUCUCCUUGUCGUCGCGCCACCGCAGCCGUCGAUUGUCCGAGAGCUCCACCGCGCCCAUUGAGUCUUCCAUCGACUCUCGGCGUGGGCACCCCCUUCCCUCUCCUAUCAAGAACAACCCUCCAUCGCCUAAGAAACCCUCGUACGAUAUUCCUGCAGCACACGCCGCCUCCGUCGAUGCCGCGAUCUCCGCGAUGUUGGACUCCGUGGUCAACAUUUCCGACCAGUGGACGUUCAACUCUGAAAAGCAAGGCGUCCGCGCGUAUUCCAAGGACGAAGGUACCCUCCUCUCCGUCCUCGGCGUCGGGAGCCUGCCGUUCCCUCCCGCGCACGUCGCGACCUUCCUAUUUGACGCAUCUAAACGACCAGAGUACGACAGCGCCUGCGCUUCCUGCGCGCGCCUUCAUACGUUGGACAGCCACACCGCCAUCGACUACUUUGCGUCCAAGGCCGUGCUCAUGGUGGCCGGCCGCGACUUUGUCAACCUCGUGCACUGGCGCCAACUGCCCGACGGAUCCAUCGUGCUGGUCGCCGUCGCCACUUCCGAUCCGUCCAAACCAUCGCCAUCCCCCGGGCUCGUGCGCGGGGAAAUCCACGUCGCAGGGUGGACGAUCGCAGCGCUAGGCGCGUCGCACUCGAAAGUGUCGUUCCUGAUCAAAAUGGACCUUAAAGGCAACAUCCCAGGGUACAUUCAGCGCAAAGUCGCGCUGGACCAAGCUUUCUGCAUGCUCCACGUCCAACGCGCCAUGCAACGACGCCCCCCCACGCCCCCUUUCUUGACCCAUGACGUGGCAGCACCACAAACAAGUCCAGCGAACGACCCACAGCCAACGACGCAGACGCCCGUAGUGGAGUUAGCGUGUGACCCCCCAGCUUCGACUGCAACGUUCAACCCCAUCGGUCAUUGUGCGUCCCCGUGGGUAGCGUUCGGGACGUUUCUAACCGUGCUGUACGGCCUGCCAUUGGUCGGGAUUGACGACGUUGUCCACGACAUUGUUGUUUGGAACACCAUUGCGUGUAUGACAUAUGUGCUGUGGGUCACGACAACUCGUCACAACACUGUGUCGCAGGAAUACUAAAUAAAACUAGUUGCUCACUCUACAAUAAUGCAUAGACCUAUUUUAGUCUAGUGGCAAUAUAUAUAUAUAUAUAUAUAU
Molecule: messenger RNA, 1350 nt
Organism: Aphanomyces astaci
Lineage: Eukaryota; Oomycota; Saprolegniomycetes; Saprolegniales; Verrucalvaceae
Exons: 1
Coding region: 1-1272 (423 amino acids)
Molecular function (GO): lipid binding
Source: RefSeq, a predicted model, not a curated record